Messenger RNA from Erythranthe guttata (spotted monkey flower), 627 nucleotides. NCBI's taxonomy places the organism in Eukaryota, Viridiplantae, Streptophyta, Magnoliopsida, Lamiales, Phrymaceae. The record is from RefSeq and is a predicted model, not a curated record.
AUGGGCAGGAAGAAGCUUCCGAUGAGGCGGAUUGAGAACCCUACCUCCCGUCAAGCAACAUAUGCUAAGCGCAAAGAUGGUAUCUUCAAAAAGGCCAACGAGCUCUCCAUUUUGUGUGAUACCGAUGUUGCCCUCAUCAUGUUUUCGCCCACCGGCCGCCUCACCAGCUUCUCUAGUACCGGAAGGCCGAUUAAUAAUGAAGAGGAUCUUGAAGACAAGUUGGAUAAACUCAAUAGAAAACAACGCGAGUCGCAGGAUAAAUUGAGGUAUUAUGAACCUAAUGCAGACAAAAUCACUUCAGUUCUUGAAUCUGGAGUCUACCAGCAUUUCCUUACUAGCGCAAUUCAGCGCAUACAAUUGUCGAAGGCCAAACUGCUAGGAAACCAACUUGUUCCCGAAACCACCGAAAAUGUUGAGGGAAACACAACAGUCCAGAUGGAGGAUACAACUUCCGUAACCGACCAGUCCAUUGAUCGGAACAAAAACGGGAUGGAUGAAGAUGAAAGUGGGAAAAGCUUAUCAAUGGGACCUCAUCUAAGCCUUAGCUUCAUUGAAGCACAAAGGAAAUUGAAUAAUCAGUUGGCCGCCAGCAGCGACCAUAGUACUUCAAGUUUCAAUAACUAUUAA